UGUCUCGGUGGGGCUACGUGACUUGGGACACAUCCAGCCCUCUCUUCCUUCUCUUGGGCGUUAGCUGGGCUAUAUAAAGAGGAAGCUACCUCCUUCUGAACCCGCUGCAAGCCCAGACAGCAAGGUUCACACCUGCUGCUGCUGCCAUGGCAAAUAUGGGAUUCUUCCAGUUGCUACAGAAGAAAAAAGAACUUAUUCCUCUGAUUACGUUUGUGAGCUUCGCCGGAUUCGCGGCAGCCUUUUCUAUGGUGCACGCCUUCAGAAAAAGUGAUGUGAUUGUAGACAAACGUGGUAAUCCCGAACCAUGGGAACAUGUGGAUCCUACAAAACCCCAGAAGCUGAUAACAAUCAACCAGAAAUGGAAGCCCAUAGAAGAGCUGGAAAAGGUCCGGAAAAUGGUGAAGUGAUCCAGAAGCGGGCUUUCCAGAUAACACUCUAUGAAUCUAGUGGAAUCAUUUCUGCACAAACUAGAGGAUUGAAACCAGUGUGCGGAAAUGCUUCUGCUACAUUUCUAGAGUCUCCCUCCAUUUUUUUUUUUUUUUUGGACUCUGGAUGAGAACGUUCCGGUUUGGUUUGCAAGUUCCCCUUAAGGCAUCCACGCAGUCCAGAAAUAAAGAGCCAGUCAUGCUUGCGACAGCCACGUUCGUUUUGAAGCACGGUGUUUGCCGUUUGACGUUCUAGCAGGAGGUAAAAGCCUUUCGUAAGCUUUCAAAGAGUUGUGUUAUUCUUGUCUGAAGUGAUGCUAUGUUAUUUGUGAUGCUUUCAAUAAACUUU
Molecule: messenger RNA, 774 nt
Organism: Sphaerodactylus townsendi
Lineage: Eukaryota; Metazoa; Chordata; Lepidosauria; Squamata; Sphaerodactylidae
Gene: COXFA4L3
Product: linkage group 17 C15orf48 homolog
Exons: 5
Coding region: 147-407 (86 amino acids)
Source: RefSeq, a predicted model, not a curated record